Molecule: messenger RNA, 3934 nt
Organism: Homo sapiens (human)
Lineage: Eukaryota; Metazoa; Chordata; Mammalia; Primates; Hominidae
Gene: DRC5
Product: dynein regulatory complex subunit 5
Exons: 6
Coding region: 982-2487 (501 amino acids)
Biological process (GO): flagellated sperm motility
Cellular component (GO): sperm flagellum; motile cilium
Source: RefSeq, a predicted model, not a curated record
GGGACUCUGCGUGAGGCGAGCGCCGGGGCUCCCGGAGCGGGUGAGGCGACCUCCGGGAGUGGGGACACCCAGCCCCGGUCUCCCUUAUCGGGGCCCCCUCUGGCCGGCUGGGCCCGGGAGCCCCUCUAGCGUCCUCUGCCCACACCGGCCCGAAGCCCACGGGCGGCCAUUGCCUGGGUUGCGUUUUCCGUGGCGGGGAAGCGCCGGUCCGUACCCACGGGAGACCCCACGCCCUCCACGCGAGGACGCCCCGCGCCUCCUCCCCACCACAGUCACUGUCUGCAAACCGUCUGGCCCGGGGCUGGGGAUCCGAGUGAGGCGAGGGGAGGGACUGGGAAGAAGAGGGGGAAAGUGGGGCAUCCGUAGGGCGUGGAGGAGAGCGGUCCCAAGCCCUGGGGCCCUAGGCUUCUCCGAAAGGCCGUCCGUUCCCAUCACCCGAGGGCUGUAAUCCCUCCCGCGGGUGCGGAAGCUUCCUCAUCUCCCUACCUCCCACUGCACUGCCGGUUUCCCUGGGUUACCAAGGAGAAGCCAGCGCCUCUACACCCCAGGCUUGAUUCCCUCCCACCGCAAACAGACCUUGUACGUGUGGAGAGAAAUGACUUCCAGCAGCAGGAGAUCCAGAUCCUUCAAGGACAUAUGUCCUUCUGUCUCCCUCCACUUGGACAAAUCUCAAGAAGGACUCCGAUUGGCUUAUAUCAGAUAGCCACCCCCCAACAAGUUGCCCUGACCAAUAGACACUCCUUUUGGCCAGAAUCUAUUAUCAGAAGCCAGUGGAGCCGCCCCAAACACCAGCUACCUCGCCUAAAGCAGACCUACCACUGGGCUAGAAAUUGGAGACAAAAAUGAGGAGGAGACAGCCCCUACACCUCAAGAAGCUCACAGUCUAGUAUCCCUACCUGUUUCAAGGACCUGCCAGUCUGAGAAGCUUCUUGUCAUAAGGCCAUCCAGGGGCCACGCACCCCUACCUUGCCAGCCUCCAGCAUGCAGGAUACCGUAACGACAUCAGCAUUGUUGGACCCCAGCCACUCCUCAGUCUCCACCCAGGACAAUUCCUCCACUGGAGGACACACUUCAAGCACAAGCCCACAGCUCUCAAAGCCUUCAAUCACACCAGUCCCUGCAAAGUCCAGGAACCCACAUCCCAGGGCCAAUAUCCGUCGGAUGCGCCGGAUCAUUGCUGAGGAUCCUGAGUGGUCACUGGCCAUCGUGCCCCUCCUCACAGAGCUCUGCAUUCAGCACAUUAUCAGGAACUUCCAGAAAAACCCUAUCCUGAAGCAGAUGCUCCCGGAACACCAGCAGAAGGUCCUGAACCACCUGUCCCCUGACCUACCACUGGCUGUGACCGCCAACCUGAUAGACAGUGAGAACUACUGGCUCCGCUGCUGCAUGCAUCGCUGGCCCGUGUGCCACGUGGCCCACCAUGGCGGCAGCUGGAAACGCAUGUUCUUCGAGCGGCACCUGGAGAACCUGCUAAAGCACUUUAUCCCAGGCACCACAGACCCUGCGGUGAUCCUCGACCUGCUGCCGCUCUGCCGGAAUUACGUGCGCAGGGUCCACGUCGAUCAGUUCCUUCCGCCGGUGCAGCUCCCGGCCCAGCUCCGGCCGGGCGACCAGUCCGACUCAGGCAGCGAGGGAGAGAUGGAGGAGCCCACCGUUGACCACUACCAACUGGGCGAUCUGGUAGCUGGCCUGAGCCACCUGGAGGAGCUGGACCUGGUGUACGAUGUCAAGGACUGCGGCAUGAAUUUCGAGUGGAAUCUCUUCCUCUUCACCUACCGUGACUGCCUCUCCUUGGCAGCCGCCAUCAAGGCAUGCCACACCCUCAAGAUCUUCAAGCUGACCCGAAGCAAGGUGGAUGAUGACAAGGCACGCAUCAUAAUUCGAAGCCUUCUGGACCACCCAGUCCUCGAGGAGCUGGACUUGUCACAAAACCUCAUUGGAGACCGUGGUGCACGAGGUGCUGCCAAGCUGCUGAGCCACAGCCGCCUGCGUGUGCUCAACCUGGCUAACAACCAGGUGCGUGCACCCGGUGCCCAGUCCCUGGCUCACGCUCUGGCACACAACACCAACCUCAUUUCCCUCAACCUACGUCUCAACUGCAUCGAGGAUGAGGGUGGCCAGGCUCUUGCCCAUGCCUUGCAGACCAACAAGUGCCUCACCACGCUGCACCUCGGUGGCAAUGAGCUGUCUGAGCCCACCGCCACACUCCUGUCACAGGUGCUCGCCAUCAACACCACACUCACCAGCAUCAACCUGUCCUGCAACCACAUCGGGCUGGACGGUGGGAAGCAGCUCCUGGAAGGCAUGUCAGACAACAAGACCCUCCUGGAAUUUGACUUGCGCCUGUCAGAUGUGGCCCAGGAAAGCGAGUACCUCAUUGGCCAGGCCCUCUACGCAAACCGAGAAGCAGCCCGCCAGCGGGCCCUGAAUCCCAGCCACUUCAUGUCAACCAUAACUGCCAAUGGCCCUGAGAACUCUGUGGGAUAAAAUGACCUGACUUGGAUCAUGGCCCCAGCCCCAUCCCUCAUUUCAUACCCCUGCCAUGCCUGCUGCAGAGUAUCACACUGGUUCAGAGGGAGCGGGGAGGGGGACUGUGAAUAACCUUGGAGUGAUCAAGGGUUGUAUGGAUGGAGACAUGAGGCAGGGAAGGGAGCCUGGCAUGGGGGAAGAAAGGGUAUGCAGUAGGGACCCAGCCUUUGUGCCCAGGGAAAGGAUAUUACUGGACACCCACAAAUGACCAACUUCUUUCAGGAACAGGGAAGUCAGAGAGGUGUCUGAGGGACUGUGCCUGCCAGAUUCUCCCGUUGGGGCUGCCUGCCUCCCUGACUCCCCACCAUUUUCUUCUCUACCAAACAGAUCCUUGAUCUUCAAACACACACACACACACACACACACACACACACACACACACACACACACCCUCUGGCUACAGCAGGGCUAUGCCUGGCUCUCUCUGCCACCCUCAUCCCUGUAGAUGCAUUUCCCUGUUGCUUGACUCUGCUUUAAGUGAUCCAGUUCUACAGGCCACGCCAUCCCCUAGUUCCCCAACUCCCAACCUGGGAAGGGGACAAUGAGCUGACACCAGGGGCUCAGACCCAGUGGACUCCUCUGGGGAGGCAACUGUAGAUGACAACUUCCAGGGAAGGAUGACACAAUCCCUGCCACCCACCCCAGAGAGCUUCCCUGGGAGGGAGGGAAAGAAGUGCCACACUGGGACAGGAAGUCAGUGAGUCAUCCACGACUUUAUUAUCCACCAGUUUGAUUUGUACAAUCUUUGCGCUUAAAUCCACGACAAAAAGGCCACAGUGUGAUGCACCCAAUUGACAGAGACCUGUCUUCUCCCCAGCCAGGCCCAGCCCACCCCACAAGCCCUUGUCCCCAGGACACAUGGAGCCUUCCAGGUGCCCUACAUGAGUCCCCCAUCACUCUGUAGCUGUCCACCCUGGGGCCACACCUACAGGAAUCACAUCAGCCCCCAGGGCCACAAGAGACCUAGCUGACUGAUUCAGGCUGAGCGCCAUUGCCCAUCCUCCUUGGGCUGAUUCAUUGGCCCAGAGCCUCCAGAACUGUGUCCCCAAAGGGCAGGUCAUGGGCUACAACCCCAGUCCAGGAGUGCCUGCUCUCCAGGGACUCCUUCCGCUAAGCAGGCGCUGAGCAGAGCACCAAAGGGGGCUUGGGAGUGACUGCAUGUGUGUGCCUGUCUAGGCAACCUAGAGUCUGUCUGUGCCUGACACCCUCUGACAGUUCCGGAGUGCAAACGUGUAGGUGUGAGGGUGUGUGUGUGUGUGUGUGUGUGUAUAGCCACAGCUGCUAGCAGAAGUUCUAAUUAGAGAAACAAGAACAUUCAGUGUAAAGUUUAAUUUUAGAGAUUAAUUAAUUUUCUGGUUUUCAUUUUCCCUGGCAAUCAGUAAAGCUACCAAGAAAAUAGACCAAA